Panicum virgatum (switchgrass) is the source of this 2344-nucleotide messenger RNA. Its product is annotated as peptidyl-prolyl cis-trans isomerase FKBP62-like. The transcript is spliced from 13 exons. Lineage: Eukaryota; Viridiplantae; Streptophyta; Magnoliopsida; Poales; Poaceae. The record is from RefSeq and is a predicted model, not a curated record. Gene Ontology annotation, molecular function: protein binding; peptidyl-prolyl cis-trans isomerase activity. The coding region runs from base 63 to 1775 and encodes 570 amino acids.
UGCCACGCGCCCGCAACAGAGUGGGCACGCUCACACGGCGAGGCCGGCGCAGGUGUGAGACCAUGGUCCGCUCCUCGCGCAUCACCUUCUCCUCGGCGGCGGCCGUAGCCAUGGCGGGCGCCGGGGGCUCCUCCUCCGAUGACGACGAGGCCGGCGAGGAGAUCGAGUCGGCGCCCCCGCUCCGCGUCGGCGAGGAGCGCGCCAUCGGCCCGUGGGGGAUCCGCAAGCGCCUCCUCCGCGACGGCCAGGGAUGGGCCACCCCCGUGCCUCCCGACGAGGUCUCAGUGCACUACGUUGGGACGCUCCCCGAUGGCACGCUGUUUGCGUCGACGAGGGACGGAGGAGGGGAGGAGCCCCGCACGAUCAAUCUCGGCAGUGGAGAUGUGGUAGCUGGGCUAGAGCGUGGAAUCUGUACAAUGAAGAAAGGAGAGAAAGCAUUAUUUAUGCUUCCUCCUUUGGCUUAUGAAGAUUCUGGUGCUCCGGGUGUUCCUAUUGGUUCUGAGCUACAUUUUGAGGUUGAGCUGUUAUCAUGGUUAACAGUGGUGGAUGUAUGUAAAAAUGGUGGAAUUGUAAAGAAAGUUUUGUCAACUGGAGUGAACAGACAAACAGGGGAACUUGAUGAAGUUACAGUCAAGUACAAAAUCAAGCUACUUGAUGAGUCAAUAGUUGAAGAAUCUCCGGAAGAAGGAUCAACCUUCUUUGUAAAUGAAGAUGCAUUUGGGGAGCAGGGAAGAGCUGCUAAAAACCAAUUUUCUGCUGUUCCACCAAAUUCUGCAGUCAAUAUGGAUGUGGAAUUAGUUUCACUGAAGCCAGUGGUUGAUGUUAGCGGAGAUUUAAAAGUAAUGAAGAAGACAUUAAAGUCUGGUGAUGGUCUUCGCACCCCACAUGAUGGUGAAACUGUUCAUAUUAGAUAUAUUGGCAGCCUGGAGGAUGGUACUGUCUUUGAAAAGUUUGGCUUUGAUGGGGAGCCCUUUGAGUUCAUCAUAGAUGAAGAACAGGUAACGGUUGGAUUAGAUCGUGCAGUGGCAACAAUGGUGAAGGGUGAACUUGCUGAAGUGACAGUGAAGUUUGAGUAUGGAUUUGGCAGUACAGAAGUACAAAGACAAUUGAUAACUGUACCAUCUUGCUCUACAUUGAUAUAUGAAGUGGAAUUGAUAGACUUCACAAAGGAGAAAGAAUCAUGGGAGAUGAGUGCCCAUGAAAAGUUGGAGGCUGCAGAGAAAUCAAAAGUUGCUGGCAAUGACCUAUUCAAGAUAGGAAAGUUUCAAAGGGCUGCAAAGAAGUAUAGCAAGGCCCUUAGUUAUAUUAAUGAGGACGGGCAUGUUGAAGAUGAAGUUGAAAAGUUAGUGAAAACUGUGAGAAUAUCCUGCUGGUUAAACCAUGCAGUAUGCUGUCUUAAACUGAAGGACUUUGCACAAGCAAUUAGCUUGUGUUCAAUGGUGUUAGAAAUUGAAUCUUGCAAUGUGAAGGCUUUGUAUCGGAGAGCACAAGCUUACAUUGAAUUGUAUGACCUUGAAUUAGCCAAGACAGAUCUACGGAAAGCACUAGAACUGGAUCCUAACAACAAGGAGGUGAAGUUACUGCAAGCAAAUCUGAAAAAGCUUCAGGUAGAGAGUGACAAACGGGAUGUGGAGCUUUAUGCAAACAUGUUUGAUCGAAUAACAGAAGAAUCCGAUGCUGUGUCAAAGAAGCGCAAGGUUGAAAAUGUAAAUCACAAUGAAGAAACAAAGAGUUCUGACGCAGAGGAAGCACUAGAGGUGGUCAAAGGACACUGAAGAUAGUUUUGCGUAAUCCUUUCGUGAUGUUUACAGUCCUUGGAAGGUAUCGCAAGAUUAUAAAUGGGAAGGUAUCAAAAAUUGGUUCCUAGGCACAGCGAUUUCGUACCUUCCUACUUAUAACUCGGCAGCAUCUCUUUUAUGAGCACUGUGUAUUCAAACAACAAUGCUACGGAUGAGACUUUAUGCCAGUUAGUGGAAGAAAACUCGCACCAACUAAUAGAAGAUAAGAUGAAACCUCUUUCGAGUCUCGACAAACAACAGAAGUCUCAAGUCAGAAACCUAGCGCUGCGGAGUAAGGAGCUAGUGCUGCUGUCUGUUGACAACUAUGGUUGCUGUUCGGUUUGCUACAAAGAUCACGGGGACUGUUCGUGUUCGGUCGCCAUUUUUUGCUGCCGCCUGGAGACCGAGGUACGUGGGUGUGGACGAGGCUAUCGGGACUGAGCUCUUCGCCUCUUCUACAGUUCUACUACGUGGAUAGAGUCAGAGCGGAGCCACCGCACGGACCCCUGAUCCUGUGGCUCUCCGGCGGCCUUCACCGGCCUCGUCUAAGAGAUGGGUUCGUUUCA